Molecule: messenger RNA, 684 nt
Organism: Sphaerodactylus townsendi
Lineage: Eukaryota; Metazoa; Chordata; Lepidosauria; Squamata; Sphaerodactylidae
Product: mamu class II histocompatibility antigen, DR alpha chain-like
Exons: 3
Coding region: 1-684 (227 amino acids)
Biological process (GO): positive regulation of T cell activation; immune response; immunoglobulin production involved in immunoglobulin-mediated immune response
Cellular component (GO): membrane; MHC class II protein complex
Molecular function (GO): MHC class II protein complex binding
Source: RefSeq, a predicted model, not a curated record
AUGCUGGCGGAGUUCCGCUUCGUGCAGCGGGGGCUGGGCCCGGAGGAGGGCGCCGGCGAGGAAGCCUACGACAUAGACCGCGAGGAGCUCUUGCACGUGGACGUGGAGCGCCUGGAGGUCGUCUGGAGGCGGCCCGAGUUCCAGCACUUCUCCAGCUACCCGCUCGGCGGCUUGCUGGGAAAUAUGGCCAUGAUGCGCGCCCACCUGGACAACCUCAUGCGCCUCUCCAACAACACCCCGGCCCAGAACGUCCCCCCAAAGGUGACGGUGUACCUGAAGAACCCAGUGGCCCUGGGGGACCCCAACCUGCUCGUCUGCCUGGCUGAUGGCUUCUCGCCCCCGGUGAUCAACCUGACCUGGGUGAAGAACGGGCAGGAGGUGAAGGCUGCGGAUGAGACGGACUUCUACCCCAACACGGACCACUCCUUCCGCAGGUUCUCCUACCUGGCCUUCAUCCCCAAUGCCGAGGACAUCUACUACUGCCGGGUGGAGCACUGGGGCCUGGCCCAGCCCCUCACCAAGGAGUGGAAUGCCCACAGUGAUGAGCCCCUCCCAGAGACGGAGGCGGAUGUGGUGUGCGGCCUGGGCCUGGUUGUGUGCAUCACGGGCAUCAUCGUGGGCAUCGUCUUCAUCAUGAAGAUCCGGCGGUUGAAUGCAGCCAACGUACGCCGGAGGCCCAUGUGA